UAUUUUGAAAUCCACUUGAGUUUGAGUUUACGUUACGCUUAGCAAAAUCUGUGACGCGAAUGUAGGACGUGUCCCAAUUUAAGUUAAAGAAGUGUGGGCCUAUAACCACGCUUGGUGUGUGAAUAGUAGAUUCAAGAAUGGCCACAAGAACCUGGGGAACUACUCCGGAUGGACGAUAUGAAUUCGUUUCCUUGACAAACGAAACUCUCCCAGCAGCAAUGAAUGUAAUGCGUCGGGCAUUUUUCGGAGAAGAAACCGUUUCAGUUGCAUGUGAAUUACCCAAGAAUCCAGAAGCUGCAGCAGAACUGGAAGACAUGAUCAUACAUGCUGCUGAGGAUGGAGUAUCAAUCAUUGCAGUUGAAACUGCCACUGGCGAAGUGGCCGCCGCUGCUAUUAAUAUAUUUGAAUUGGCACCCCAAUUACAAGAAUCGGAUUAUUUCAUAGACUACCAAGCCAAGUGCAAAACUCCAAAUGCCAAGUAUCUCUUACAGUUCAUGAUUGACAUGGGAAAUGAACUUGAUAUAUUUAAGCAUUAUCAGGUAGAUGUCCUGCUUGAGAUCAUGUUUUUGGCUACCCUCAAGGAGCACAGAGGACAUGGAUUGGCAAAAGCGCUUUUUCAAUGUUCAAUUGAAUUAGCUAAACAAUUGAAAGAUGGCAAUGAUGUCAGAACCAUGCUUAGCGGCGUGCCAAAACCUUUGCCACUGCCAAAAUUGGUAACAGCAUUAUGCUCUUCAUUUAUUACACAAAAGAUUGCACAACAAUUGGGAUUUGAAAACUUAAAAAUGGUUGAUUUUCAUAAGUGGACCUUUAAUGGCAGGUCGUUUGCGGAGGUGAUUGGGCCAGAGACACCAGCGACUUCAAUUGAUUGUUUCGUUUUAAAAUAACGCAGAAUUUAAUUAAAUUCCAAAACAUACCUGAA
Dalotia coriaria is the source of this 919-nucleotide messenger RNA. RefSeq lists its product as uncharacterized. The record is from RefSeq and is a predicted model, not a curated record. NCBI's taxonomy places the organism in Eukaryota, Metazoa, Arthropoda, Insecta, Coleoptera, Staphylinidae. Gene Ontology annotation, molecular function: N-acetyltransferase activity. The coding region runs from base 138 to 884 and encodes 248 amino acids. The transcript is spliced from 2 exons.